Molecule: messenger RNA, 2978 nt
Organism: Baudoinia panamericana UAMH 10762
Lineage: Eukaryota; Fungi; Ascomycota; Dothideomycetes; Mycosphaerellales; Teratosphaeriaceae
Exons: 1
Coding region: 220-2814 (864 amino acids)
Source: RefSeq, a predicted model, not a curated record
CGCAUCGCUGUGUUUAGACUUCGGAAACGGCUCGUAGUUAAUCUCACAGGCGGGAUAUUGACGCUGCAUCUACGGUAUUCCAGCCCCGUUUCCCACAUGCUGCCAAACUCCACUCCAGAGAGCUCCGGCUCGCUUAUCAUGUAUUCGCAGUCACACACCAGCUGCUAACGCUACGUCCUCGGCAAACUAACCCAUAUCGACGCGUCUCCCGCCUGAGACAUGGGCGUCAUGAUGGACAGCUCUGUCGACGAUUUGACGGUACCGGUCGUUCACGGCGAGGGUCUACUCAAGACCAUCCGCUACGAAGAUGCAUCUGAUGGCGUGGUCCCUGUGAAGGUCAGGACGAUCAGUCCGCCUCCACGGUCUUCAUCACGUAGUCCGAAUCUUGCAGCACGCAAUCAACUGCUGGCACGAGGUGCAGCCCUCGCGCAAGAGGCGAAGAGAGACUCUGGCAUCGCGCCUUCUUCGACAACCAUCGGGCGCACCUCGUACGGGGAAAGCCUCAUGUCAUCUGGGCUGGGAGGAGCAGCUCGAAGCACGCCCCUUCCCACCAUUGUCGUGCAGGAUGAGGACUACGCAGAGUCAAUAGAGCGAAGCAAAUCGCCGCCUGCAAGGAGAAGGUCGAGGGAGACACCGCGUUCGAUCAAUGAAGAGCGGUCUUCUGGCAUUCAGCGCGUCAGCAGUUUUAGAGGCAUUAACACCGACAUACCAACAGGAAGCUUCUUUGAUGACAUCAGUUUUGAGGACUUGGCAUCGGACAAGCUCGCCUUUUCAAAACGAGGCAGUUUGUUGUUUGGAGGCAAGAAGAUGAAUGAUCGGGUUACGGCGCGAAGGGUGGGACAAGGUCAGACCGACGGCACAGUCCAACCCAUUGUGCCAGCCCAUAGUGAACCUGCAAGGGCAAACGGAAGAGAAGGUGCGGUAAGCUCAGACGACACUGGAACUUCGGUACCAGCGACUGUUCAUAACGAGCUUGCACAAGCGGAUCCGCGAGAGGAUGUAAUGAAGGCACGCGACAGCAAGGCUUCGCCCUUACCUGUCCACAAUGCACCUGCACAAACGAAUCUGCGAGAGGAGGUGGUUAAGCCACAAGAUAGUGAGGCUCCGAGAUCCGGCCUGGUAAGUGGUAGACGGAAGCCAAGCGUGCACAUGCUUCAGACAGCACUAGAAGGUGGAAGAGUGCUCUCUGCCGAGGAGAUUAGCUUCUCCAUGAAAGUCCGCAGCAUGUACGAACGUGGGGAAGAGCAUGUCGCGGACUACGUAGACUCGCCAGUCUCUGCACGAACCGAUUUCGGCACAGCAAGCAGAAACGAGCGGAAUGUUAGCACCUCUCUCAGCUUCACGAGUGAUGUUCAAGCCAACGGCUACGCCAUGAAUUCAAGCAGUGGUACGCCGGCGCCAAGGAGAAGUUUCGCGCGUGAGCCGCACGAACUUGCUGGCGGUAUUGAGGACUGGGAUGCAGUCAACAAAGAGGACGUGGAUCGCUAUGGCUUCAUCGUCAAGAGCCGCGUAUCUUCGAGGCAGUCGAUUGCAUCGCAGAGGCCGAGUGACACCAUCCACAGAGUAGCCAGCGCUCUGCGCCAUGAGGCGGAGCAGCCACGCCGAGAACGCAAGCUUCGCCGUGGACUUUCGAAUGCAAAGUCUUCACACUCGGUAGCACCACGGACGAGCAGAGAUACGCUGAGGACGGCACCAGCGUCAAUGCACAGCUUUCAAUCACAACGCUCAGGGCAGGGCAUGUCCGGACCAUUCAUGUCUAAAGACAACCGGACUCUUGCCGACGCGGCGAACAUGCUUACAUUGCCGCCUGGAUUAGCGGACGUAGCCGAAUAUGAAGACGCUAGCAGCACAGCAAACGUUUUCAAGAAGCGCGAAUGGGAGCGCGACGAGAAGUGGCAAAAAAUGGCGAGACCGAUACGGGACCACUCCAACAGUAAGGGUGGCGGGAUGCGCUUUGACUUUGACACGACCGAUCCGAAGCUUGUCAACCGUACCUGGAAGGGCAUACCGGAUCGAUGGCGUGCUAUGGCUUGGCACUGUUUCCUUUCCACCAGUGCUAGGCGACGAGGCAAGCAUGAGUCGGACGAGCAGCUCGUUGAUCGGUUCCACCAACUGCAGGAUGUCAAUUGUGCAGACGACGUGCAGAUCGACGUCGAUGUGCCCCGAACCAUCAGUAUGCACAUUAUGUUUCGCAGGCGGUACAGAGGCGGUCAAAGACUGCUGUUCCGAGUGUUGCACGCCAUCAGCUUGCACUGUCCGGAACCAGGCUAUGUCCAGGGCAUGGCAAGCCUGGCAGCAACACUGUUGUGCUACUUUGAUGAGGAGCAAGCGUUCGUAAUGUUGGUGCGGCUUUGGCAGCUGCGCGGCCUAGAACAACUAUUCAAGUCCGAAUUUGUUGGAUUGAUAGCAGCACUUAACGAAUUCGAGCGGGAAUGGCUGCGCGGCGGCGAUGUCGCGCAAAAGCUGGAAGAACUCGGCAUCCCUUCCACAUCGUACGGCACGCGGUGGUAUCUGACGCUGUUCAAUCUCAGCAUACCAUUUCCAGCGCAGCUACGGGUCUGGGACGUCUUCAUGCUGCUUGGAGACGCUCCCAACGGGCAAGGGCAGGACUUUGGCGGCGCGGAUCUGGACGUCCUGCACGCCACAAGUGCUGCACUGAUUGAUGCUACGCGAGAUAUUCUUCUCGAGGCCGACUUCGAGACUGCGAUGAAGGUCCUUACCUCAUUCGUUCCGAUCCAGGAUGAAGAUCUGCUCAUGCGUGUAGCCAGGACCGAGUGGAAACUGCGAAAGAAGAGGGCUGGCAUCAAGCUUUAGGGCCUUGUGCCCGUGUACUGAGUAGGCAUGAGCAACAGGUGGCAGGCGCCAGGAAGAUACCCAUGGGUGCAGAUACUGUUUGAAGCAUAUAAGGUAAUAUGUAGCCCGGUUCUAUUGAAACCAUGGUUUUCAACGGUCUCGAUCUCUGUGCCGGUCCAGCUCCC